GAAAUUAAUUCUUGCACUGUUCUUGGAAUUUAUUUUGAGUUGUCCUUAAAAAUGUUCUUGUUCUGACACUGGUUCUUGCUCAAAUUCUGUAUACUACUCUUGCUCAAAUCUUGCAUAUUUUGCUAGUUCUUGUUUUAGUAUACCUGUUGAUCUUCUUGAUUUUUUAUUUUUGUUCAUAUGGCCACCUCUUUAGAAAGGGUGAUGAUUAUUAGAAAAUACCUAUAUGAGGCAUCCUGAUUCCUGUCUCUUGCAAGUGUUAAUCUCUAUAUCCUUGAUGUCUUGACUUUGACUUGACUCUAAGAUGACCUGAUUUUAAAUCUGCUUAGCCUCCAUGGGCUACGAGGUGAAGGGGUAGUCUUUGAAGUACCUGAUGCCCUAGAGUUUUGUUCUAUUAAUUAAUUCUAGUACUUGAGGUGCUAGAUCUUGACAUGCUGAUUAUAUCUGCUCUUGAAUCCUUUUUCUGGUUGUCAUUAUUGAAAUCUCUUUGUGGGUCUAAUCCUUGAAUUCUAUUGCUUGUUUCAUGGUUAACUAUUGUCUCUCCAUUUUGACUGCUUGGUUAAAUUUGAUCUUGAUUCUUGGUGAAUGCUGUUUUGUUGCUGAAUUUUUUGAGGCAUUCUACCUUGCACUCUUAUGUUUCAGUAUUCUUCCAAGCAUUCAUAUUUUCCACUGAUUUCAUUCUAAUGCUAUUGUGGAAAUUUCACAUGUCAUUUGAUGAGUUUAGCUUUUAACUCUUGUUAAUUGCUAAAAUCUGUCUCUUGAUUCCAGUUGCUUUGUUAAACAUGACCUUGCUUAUUGGUUAACCUUGUUGUGGCAGAAUUUAUAAGGCAUCCGUGCACUCGUUCAUUCAUUCAUGAUCCAUAUAUCCAUUGGAUGCUUAUCCGUCUUUGAUAGAGUUCAAAGUUUUGUUGUACUCGUGUUUAAAUCCAUGCCAUUUUUUGCCAACUCAUCUUGUGUUGGAUUCAUAACGUAACCCCACAAGUGUUCUUUUGUAGCCUUGGCAGGAUUUAUUUCUAUUCCUUGUACUUCUCAUAUCACCCCAACCUCCAGUAGAUUGUUUCAUGGUAAAUUUCAUUAAGUAGUUAAUGUUCUACUCUUAUGAUUAGUUGUGGUUUGAUAUCAGAGUGGCACAGCGGAAGCGUAGUAGGUUAUGUUCUGUCCAUAAAAAGUUGGUGAGGCAAUUGUUUUGUCUCGGAUUGUGUGAAGCCAUUCACCAGUCUAGAUGAUCCCUCAUUUGAGUUUUGGGGACAAAACUCCUUUUUAAGAGGGGUGGAUGUGAUACCCCAAAAAUUUCUAGAAUAAAUAAGAGUUAGGGACUGAAUUGUGGAAAAAUAUUGUUUUGGGAUUAAUAGCCAAAAUUUCAAAAGUUGAGGGACUUAAAGAGGGAAAAUAAUUGGAUAAGGAUCGAGUGAUUUUUUCUUCCUUCUUUCUUUCUUCAACCCGCGUGUUCUGCUCUUCUUCUUCUUCCCUGCAGCUGGCAAAGCCCCCAAGCCCGACAGCACCCAUCCCUUGAGAAAAACCGGUAAGAAGCUUGGAUUUUCCCCUUAUUUUCUUAUUCAAUAACCAGAUUUAAGCUUG
Messenger RNA from Rubroshorea leprosula, 1575 nucleotides. NCBI's taxonomy places the organism in Eukaryota, Viridiplantae, Streptophyta, Magnoliopsida, Malvales, Dipterocarpaceae. The record is from the annotation of a GenBank genome assembly.